This is a messenger RNA of Aplysia californica (California sea hare), 2929 nucleotides long. RefSeq names its product betaine--homocysteine S-methyltransferase 1. The record is from RefSeq and is a predicted model, not a curated record. The transcript is spliced from 9 exons. Gene Ontology annotation, molecular function: zinc ion binding; methyltransferase activity. Lineage: Eukaryota; Metazoa; Mollusca; Gastropoda; Aplysiida; Aplysiidae. The coding region runs from base 987 to 2048 and encodes 353 amino acids.
GUGAACAAACCGCCCCUGAAUUAAAAAGGAUAGGUGUUUCAAAAGCAGGUGUGUCAAUACAAACAACAACCGAAGUACUUGGACUUGAUGCUUGUUUUCACUAAGGGGGUACUUAUCUGUAAGUUGAAUUAGGUUUUAACUACACAUUUUGAUAAUUUCCUACAUUUGUACAUUCACCUUUUCACAGACUUGCUUGGAGCCGCCAUUUUGGAAAUGUUAGCCUUUGACGAACAAAGUCAGCAUAAAAAACUCACACUGGUGUGAAACUUUUCAUGCUAAAUUAAAGAUCUGUCAUUUUGGUAUCUGAAAACUCACAUCUUUGAAACAAAUUUUUUUGGAGAUGCAUUACAUGUUGUAAUUAUCGGGUUUUUUUCAAAGUGUCAUUUAACAAGGACAGAAGCAGAAAAUAUGUUAAUGAUCCGCGCUAGAAGAAUUGUACUGACUGAUUCUGCCUUUAAUCCACCUGACUCGAUGCAAAUAAAAUUGGUAACCGGUAUGUCUUUAUUUUUAUGGUAAUUUGAAUUAAUCAUCCUUUAUCUUUUGUUGAGGUAUUCUCUCAUCACACCCCCCCCCCCAAACACACAGACAGACACACAGACAGACAGACAGACAGACAGACAGACACACACACACACACACACACACACACACACGCACACAUAUGUCGCCAACUGUGUCCUGCUUAUUCAUCGGUUGCGAGGAUAUAAAAGUCAAGCAGAUACAGGAACGCCAAUAUAACGCCACCACGCAAGACCGUUUUCUAGUUCCUUCCGCAGCGUGCAUACAGACUCAAGUUCUUUCGUCAGUAAACAGGUCGUCGACACGUUUGAACGCCCUGUGACGUCAGUGACCCUCCAAACAGUCCGGUGACAUACCGAUACCUGAGUGAGAACAUCCUUCCCCGUGUAGACUCAAUCAAUCAUCAGAAGCGCUCAACCCCCUGACGACCAACCGUCAAGUUUGUGAAAACAGGACUCUUGUCAGCGAUGAAUCAUCAAAAUUCUACAUCCGGCCUGUUGGAGCGUCUGCAAAAUGGCGGCAGUGUGGUGGUGGCCGAAGGGUAUGUGUUCGAGUUCGAGCGACGUGGCUACCUCAAGGCUGGCGCCUACGUUCCCGAGGUGGUACUUGACCAUCCGGAACUUGUCAAGCAAAUGCACGAGGAAUUCGUCCACGCCGGGAGUGACGUAGUGCUGGCUUUUACGUACUACGGACACCGGGAAAAGCUUCGGCUCAUCGGCAAGGAAGAUCAACUGGCGGCCAUGAACAAGAAGGCCUUGGCUUUGGCCCGAGAGGUUGCCCGGGCAACCGGGACGCUGUUCGCCGGAAACAUCUGUAACUCUACCAUCUACAACAGGGAUGACAAAGAGAGUCAGACCAAGGUCGCCGCAAUGUUCAAGGAGCAAGUGGAGUGGUCAGUGGAGGAGGGUGUGGACCUCAUAAUAGCGGAGACAUUCCAGGAGGUUGGGGAGGCGUUGUUGGCCCUGGAGGUCAUUCGAACAUACGGGAAAGGUGUUCCUGCCGUGGUCACUCUGUGCCCGGCGGCCAAGUCCAUGACGUAUGACGGGGUGCCUUUCGGCGAGGCCUGUAGGAGGCUGGAGGAGGCGGGGGCGGCCGUGGUGGGGCUCAACUGUAACAGAGGGCCAGACACCAUGAUACCUCUGAUGAGGGAAAUCAGGAAGGCUUGCAAGGGCCCUAUUGCCUGCCUGCCUGCUGUAUACAGGACCUCCGAUGAGAGCCUCACCAUGCAGUCUCUCCGUGACCCUUGCACAGGCAAGUGCGCUUUCCCCACUGACCUGCCUAGCCACGCGUGCUCGAGGAGUGACAUCGAGAGGUACGCGCGUGCGUGCCGUGAGAUCGGGGUGAACUAUAUUGGCCUAUGCUGUGGUAGUUGCUCCCACUAUCUCAGGAUCGUGGCCGAAAUUUAUGGCCGGACGCCUGGGGCUAGCAAGUACUCCCCAGAUAUGUCGGAACAUUACAUGUUUGGUGACAAGUCCAAGUUCAGCGAGUACUCGACUAAGGGGCUAAUAGAAUACGCCAACGGAUUUUGAUAAGCUCGUAUGUCACUGCUACGUGGAUUUGAGCGCCGGAACACGAGACUAGGCCAAAAUCUGUGUUCUGUCGAAUUGAGCAAAACAGCAACCUUUUGUCUUUUAAAAAACAUCGGCAGACUUAGUCAUGUAAUAAUUUGGCUUGGGUUCAACCGUACCUAUCUUUUUUUUUUUCCUUGCAUAAUCCCUCUCCGUACCGUGUUCUGUGUACCAUUCUUAGAACGGGAAAGACAGAACAAUAACGCUCAAUUUACAGAUUACAACAAUCCACUUGUUUUUAAAUGUGGGAUUUUGGACCAAGGCUUGGUACUGUUCUCGGGUCUCCAUUAUUGCAUUUAUUUCCUCGCCGCAAUCCGCUGGCACAAAAACAUCAAACAUAUCCACCCCCCCCCUUCUCCUACUCCUCCUCUUCCUCCAUCCUCUAUCUACGCACAUGUAUAUUUAAUCAUCUCAUCUUGGGAGUUUUUUGUUGUUGAAUAAAUCAUCUUUUUAAAACUCUACCUAACAUUAUAUACUUUCUGUAGUAAGAGUACGUACAAUAAAAUUUUUUUUCGCCGCUGUGUUUGUUUGUAUUAUAACCAUAUUCAAUAUGUUACAUUUGGGCUGUUGUCAGUCUCUCGAAGCGAGCAAAACUGACAAUAACAAAUAACAUAAAAGGAGAACUAUGGUGUCAUCUUUACCAGAUGACGUGAGCACACGUUUAUGCAUGACUUUUGUGCGUCAUAUAUAUUAUUAUACAUAUAAUAUAUUGAAGAAAUCAUAAAUUAAAGUUUGCAGACUUAUAAUGAAUUUUUACUGCCUGUGAUGAGGGUUUCCAUUUUCGACAUGAAUAAGAAAUGGAGAUCGUUAUGACUAUAAAGAAUAAACUUUGUUUAGCGGCA